AUGCUUUUCUUCUACGUGAUUUUCUUAAAAGAGAAACGACCAGACAGAUGCGAAUGCGAACACGGAAUGCAGACCAAGGUUUAUGCUUGCGGCUGCAGAAAACGUGCGGGCAUCCAUAUUGCACGACGGAUCGGUGAUUCCGUGGUUACUUUGAUUGCAGAUAUAUCGUCUACAAAUUGUAUGUACUGUGUAACAUUGCUUAAUCGGGAGAAAAAGGUUACAAAAUCAUCGACGAGCGUAAGAAGACAACGAACGGGUAGACACUGUCUUUACCGCCAUUGCUGUGGGAUCGUGUCUGCUGAAAAACUGAUGAAAAGAAGAAGAAGCAAACAAUCUUGCGCACGCCUACGCAUUACCCAUGAUACCGUUUCCGAUCGUUGGAAAAUAUGCAACCAAAAUAGCUACGAUGAUAAUAUUAAUACUGCUGACGUUACUAAUAAUGAUAAGAAAAUAGGGGAAGAAAUCGUAAUUAAACCAGAAGAAGUAAACAUGUUGGAAAAGCAUGAAGAAGAUAUCGUAAACGAAUGUACUUGUGACGUGGUAGACGCAAAUGUAAAAUCUGCCGAAGUAGAAGUAAAUUCAGAAGAAGAAAUAUGUUCAGAAUUAUGCGCCAACGAAGCAGAUCCUAAACAUAAAAUAUCAAUUGAUUAUUCAUGUAUUUCGCUUGAUUACAACGUGUCUCGAUCGUCUCCCCUGUGCUCCAACACCAAAUGCGAAGAAAGUAAAUGUUAUGAUAAGAAAUUUAACGAGGUUUCUCGGAGUAGUCUAGAGUCACAAAUUGUUAAAGACGUCGACAAUGAACAAUAUUCAUCAAAACGUAUUCGUCGGAAAGCAUCCGAAACGCAAAGAAAAAAUAGUUUAUGUAAAAUUACCGAGAUACUUUCGGACGAGGAACUGAUCGAGAAUAUUAAUUCGGAUGUAUGUAAAUGCCCUUCAAGAGGAAUCAUGAAACAAUCGCAAAGUGACACCAGUUUCAGCGAAACGAUUAUUACACAUAAUUGCAUAGAUUCGAUUUUGUAUCGCGAAUUGAGGAAAAAAUGUGUAUCCGCCGUUAAGAAGAAACUGUCGAUAGAUUGCAUAAACGCUAUUCGAAAUAUCGCGACAAAAUCCCAUCAAGAGUCUGACAUUAAUAAUGAUAUCUUAAAAGAUUUUUCAGACGACGCACGAGUCUGUACUGCAAAGCAAAAAGAAAAAUACAAUUCAAAAUGUUUUGUGAACAAACAUCGAUCGAACUCAAGGUUGCAGAAAAGAUGUAUUCGUCGCGAGGUCGAAACGGGUUCCGCGCUUCCUGUUACUUGGCAAAAGAGUGCGAUGAAUUAUAAAAAGAAGUUCGAAUGUAAAAAUUGCUCCCGCGACACAAAGAUUCGUAAUCGUAACGGUCCGCAAUGGAACGCCGCCAACAAAGAAUUUCCGUUAAAAUUUCAUCCUUGUGCCGCGCAGGCGCAAAACAAAAUGCUUCCCGGAAACUUCCAGUGGCAGAAGAACAAUUAUACGUUGGAUAACGUAAAAUUGAAGAAAAAAAUCGAUGCUCUGCUAGAUCGUAAACUCAUUUUGGCUCGCGAGACUUGCGGCGCGAAGUACAGACAACAGUUCCCGCAAUGCAAAGAGAAACCAACUAUGGUCCUAUUCAGGAACAAAAGAUCAAACGGACCAAGAGAUCUAGAAAACUUUGAGAACUCUACGCUUUCAGGUUGCAGUUCUUCGACGACGUCCACGCAGUACACAAAGAGUUCGGUCCGUGACAGUAGAGUCGUUUGUCGGUGUCCACCGUACAAAACAUCGCGGUUCGCGAUGACUUUCAAAGAUCGACACAAGCAAGGUAAAUACAGAAUUGAUCGUUCGUCGUUGUUUUCGUCUUCGUCGAGCCUAUCGUCGUCCAAACGAUGCCAUUCGUGGACAGCGCUGUCGCGGGACUCUGUCUAUCAUAAACAAGAACCGAUCUCGUCUUCUUCGCGCGCUUCGACCUCGCUGUCAACCGAUAAGGAGGGCUAUGACUUUGGAAGAUGCAACAUCGAUCAGACUAUGAAAACAGGUAUCAUCAGGGAUUUGAGAAAGAAUCAAAGACUGUGGGCGAGGCCAAGAUUUCGUGAACAAGAGAGAAAGAAGACCAUAUACAUGGACGAGCAUCACGUUACGUGGGACAUGAAGCACGCGUACUAGGAAACAG
Molecule: messenger RNA, 2167 nt
Organism: Colletes gigas
Lineage: Eukaryota; Metazoa; Arthropoda; Insecta; Hymenoptera; Colletidae
Exons: 7
Coding region: 1-2160 (719 amino acids)
Source: RefSeq, a predicted model, not a curated record